Messenger RNA from Vespa mandarinia (Asian giant hornet), 1834 nucleotides. RefSeq names its product serine and arginine rich splicing factor B52 (gene B52). Gene Ontology annotation, molecular function: mRNA binding. NCBI's taxonomy places the organism in Eukaryota, Metazoa, Arthropoda, Insecta, Hymenoptera, Vespidae. The record is from RefSeq and is a predicted model, not a curated record. Gene Ontology annotation, cellular component: nucleus; cytoplasm.
UUUCCGUUAUGCGAACCCCGUUUUGUUUCCGUUGUUACAACGAACCGUCUCGCUUCAGACGCCGAUCAUUACUUCUUCCAGUAAUUUCAGUGGCGUUGUAUCGUAAAAAUUGCUUGAGAUCCGUGUUAGAAAGUAAUAGUUCAUUCCAUUAAUAUUCAGUAUGGUAGGGACAAGAGUCUAUGUUGGGGGACUUCCAUACGGUACCAGGGAAAGAGACCUUGAGAGAUUUUUCAGAGGCUACGGUCGUUUCCGGGAUGUCCUUAUCAAGAAUGGUUAUGGUUUUGUUGAAUUUGACGACUACAGGGAUGCCGAUGAUGCUGUAUAUGAACUAAAUGGAAAAGAGCUAUUAGGAGAAAGAAUUACUGUAGAGAGGGCCCGGGGGACACCUAGGGGUAGUGACCAGUGGCGCUAUGGUGACUCCCGUGGUGGUUAUGGGGACUCGAGGCGAUCUGCCCGAGACGAUAUGCGGCACGACAGAGAUAGUGUGAACAGAAACACGAGGACUGCAUCUAGCUACAAGCAAUCAUUGCCCAGAUAUGGACCACCAACACGCACCGAGUAUCGCCUCACCGUGGAGAAUCUAUCAAGUCGUGUCAGUUGGCAGGAUUUGAAGGAUUAUAUGCGACAAGCUGGAGAAGUAACUUACGCAGAUGCACACAAACAACGCAGAAAUGAAGGAGUUGUAGAAUUUGCUACAUAUUCAGACCUGAAAAACGCUAUAGAUAAACUAGAUGACACAGAAUUGAAUGGACGUAGAAUCAGGCUUAUCGAAGACAAGAGGCGCGGUCGUCGUUCAAGAUCUUCGAGUUCGAGAUCCAGAUCACGAUCGCGCUCUCGAUCUCGUCGCCGAUCCCGCUCCCGCUCAAGGUAUAAUCGUCGUUCUCGAACCCGAUCAAGAAGCCGCAGAAGCUCUCGUAGUCGCAGCCGACGAAGCAGUCGUUCAAAAUCAAGAGCACACUCAAAAUCUAAAUCAAAAUCCAAAUCCAAGUCCCCCGAACGUAGUCGCUCACGUUCAAAGUCAAAAUCAAGAGACCGCUCAAAGUCGAAAUCUAAGUCAAAGUCCAAAUCCAGAUCUCGUUCUAGGUCCAAGGCUGAGAGGUCAAAAUCCAGGUCGCAGUCCAAAUCAAAAGCCAAGUCUCCCUCAAAGGAUAGAUCCAGCCGUGAACGAUCGAGAGGCGACAGGUCCCGAUCUCGAUCAGGAAGCAAACAUAGCAAAAGUCACAGUCCCUCCCAUUCGCCUAUGAACGGAGAUAAAUCACCAGAAAGCAACAAACAAAAAGUUGUUGACUGAAUGAUGAAGGGAUUUUUAAACGGAACUUAACGCCAAUCUUCCGUUAUUUUUCUUUUUCUUUUUCUUUUUUUUUAUAUUGAUUCAUAUUCAAGAAGCCGAUUUGAUUUAAUUGAUAGCGAAUAUACAGACUCCAUGGUGUUUAAACAUCGUACAUGACGAAAAAAAAUGUGUCCUAUACAUUUUUCGACAGAAAAAAAAAUAUUAAAUGCUACAGCAUUAAUCGCCUACAUAAUUGGCUUGAAAGUAAUAUUAUAUUUAAUUAAACCAAUUCAGUAUCAUUGGUUCUCUGUUUAUUGUAAAUUACACAAAAACAUUUUAUAAGCCAUCUCACAAGUAUCUAGGAAAUUAAGGUUUCUUUGUACCUUAAACGGUCUCUACACAUUUUGGAUGUAUCACCGUAUACAUAACAUAGGGAACCCCUUAUAAUGGCUUUUUGUAUAUAUUGCUAAGAGUUACUUUACACUAAGAAGAUAAUAUGUGAUGUGUAUUAAAUUUUAGAAAUAAGAAACAUCAGAUUAUCAAUAAAGCACUUGUGUCAAUCCA